GUACGUGUAACCUUCUCAUCUCCCCAUCCAUUUAUGCUACACUGAAAUCAUCAUUAUUAUUACAUAUAUAUGCCUACACAGCUACACUCUAGCUAGUUGUAGUCACCGGCCACCGCUCACUGGAAAGUAAUGUCUCCCUCCGCCGCCGCCGCCGCCCUCCUCCUCCUCUUCAACCUUUCAUGUUUCCCUAAAACUGCCCCUGGUAACCCUCUAUUGGCGGUUCGCCACAGAGACACCGUCCUUGAGACGGCCCUACGAACCGCCCGUUCAGACGUUUUACGUGCCACAGAAUGGGCACGUAGUUUCCUCAACGACCUCCACGAACUGCAUGGCGGCGGCAAUAAUGGCAUCGCUGCCGCCAUGAGCGACUGCAUCACCCUCUACGAAGCGGCAGAGGAACGCCUUGCUCGACUUGAUGUGGCGCCGCCACCGCCAGGCGAUUACGACGACCACGACGCUGUCACUUGGCUUAGUGCUGCCUUGUCGAGCCACCGGAGCUGUUUGGAUGGGUUGGACGAGAUGGGAUCAACUAAUUAUCGCCAUAAAUUCUUUCGUAGUAACCUGACUUUGUCACUUAAACAAGCUUUGGCUAGAUAUGCCACUAGGGGAAAUACAAAUCCUAUCCGAACAGGGGUGCGGCAUAAGAACAGUGCAAGUUCUGGGGAGAGCGCGGGGCUCUUGGCGGAGUGGAGCGCAUCUUCGGCAUCGAUUAAGGCGGAUUUAGUGGUGGCACAAGACGGCUCCGGCGAUUACAAGACCAUAAACGAGGCGGUGGAGGCGCUGCCUAGAAUAACGGGGGAGAAGAGAAGGGUGGUGGUGUACGUGAAAGGGGGAGUGUACAAGGAGAGGGUGGAGAUAGGGAGGGGGUUUAAGAAUGUAAUGCUCGUCGGCGAUGGAAUGGAUAAGACUGUUAUUACAGGGGACCGCAGCUUCCACGACGGCGCUACCACCAUCGGCUCCGCCACCUUCCGUGUAUUGGGGGAUGGAUUUUGGGCACGCGACAUGACCUUCGAGAACACGGCGGGGCCGCACAAAAACCAAGCGGUGGCCUUGGCGGUUGCGUCCGACCGCGCCCUCUUUUAUAGAUGUAGCAUCAAGGGCUACCAAGACACCCUCAUGGUACAUUCUUUGAGACAAUUUUAUCGCGAUUGUCACAUCUAUGGAACAAUCGACUUUAUUUUUGGGGACGCUGCCGUGGUGCUUCAAAAUUGUGACAUAUUCGUGAACCGGCCCAUGGACCAUCAGUCGAACCUGAUAACGGCCCAAGGGAGAGACGACCCAAACGAGAACACGGGGAUAUCCAUCGUCAACUCGAGGGUGAGGCCCACGGUGGAGAUGGGCCUGGUGAGAGGUAGGGUGAAGAGUUACUUGGGUAGGCCAUGGAAGAAGUAUUCGAGGACAGUGGUCCUAAAGACGGACAUUGAUGGGGUUAUUGACCCAAAGGGUUGGAUGGAGUGGAGUGGGAACUUUGGGCUCUCAACGUUGUAUUAUGGGGAGUACUUGAACACUGGGGCCGGGGCAUCAACGGCCCAAAGGGUGAAUUGGGCUGGAUUUCAUGUGUUGAAGCGGGCCGAAGAUGCAAGCCCAUUUAGUGUAAAAAAUUUCAUCCAGGGUGAUUCUUGGAUCCCAGAAAGUGGGGUGCCUUAUGGUUCCCAAAUAUGACCGUCCCCAAAAUUACCGUAUGAGUGUUUUGCAUGCAUAUUUUUUAUUUUAAAAUUAUGUUAGAGUAUUUAAUUUUUUUAAUUGAAGUUCAAAAAUAGUAAGUUUGUGAAUUUUGUGAUAAUUUUCUUUGUGAAUCUAGCAUUUUUCUUAUUAUUGACGAGCAGUGCUAGGUUCACAAACAUAACUGCACAAACUUACCAU
Messenger RNA from Cuscuta campestris, 1863 nucleotides. Lineage: Eukaryota; Viridiplantae; Streptophyta; Magnoliopsida; Solanales; Convolvulaceae. The record is from the annotation of a GenBank genome assembly.